Molecule: messenger RNA, 1971 nt
Organism: Pseudomassariella vexata
Lineage: Eukaryota; Fungi; Ascomycota; Sordariomycetes; Amphisphaeriales; Pseudomassariaceae
Exons: 2
Coding region: 1-1971 (656 amino acids)
Source: RefSeq, a predicted model, not a curated record
AUGAAGCUACACUGGAAAAGUCAAGACCCUCGUCAAGAUACUCGACCCGAGGAAGACCUUCAUGAGCUCUAUAUGAAGAAAUCACACCCAACCGCGAAGACACUGCAUGAUGCUAUCUUCAAGCACGAGAGGCUGAUCUACAGACUUGAAGAAGGCAGGAUUGAGGAAGCCAAGACAACGGCAGCAUCGAAAUUCUUUGAUAUGCUAGAUGAGAGACUCCAAAUCCUUCUUCUUAACAAAUUCAAGGAAUCCAAAUCGGAUGUCAGAGGUUGUCCUUAUUCAACGCUACGUCAAAACAUGACCUGCUUCUGUACGGAUGGUUUUAUCAUUGACAAUAAAAUCGAAAAGAUCGAGAGUCCUGGGAAAAAGAGCGUCACUGACGGACUGACUAAGGAGUUCACAAUUUUGAAAAGGCCUAUGACUGCGCCUAGAGACGUCCAGCAACCUGUACAGAUUCGAGAUUGCUCUGAUCAGAGCAAACAGAACAUCGAUGUUCUCUCGAAACAACUAGCUGAGCUGAAAUUAUACAACACUGGGUUGUUUGACCGGAUUUUGAGGGGGGUCGAAGAAGUCAAUAUCAGUCGGAACGCAACUCAAGGCUCUGUGGAUGUUUACUACAAUGAGGAAGUUAUUCCGAUCGAUCGCCGUAUUACGGAUGUGACUGAAUUAAAUACCUCAGAUAACAGGGCAAGAGAAGACGUUUCGCUAAACGCUAAUGAACUCAAAAGAAGGCGUACAGGCCGAGAAUUCGUUAAUGCUAGCCUUGAUCAGGGCAAGAACUCGUCUCAGUCCGCGAAAACCAUUGAAGAUGAUCAACCUGAACGUGCGCCGAAUACUAAUAGCGCCCCAACCAGUCAAUAUAGGACUCCUACAAUCACGGAGGAUACUACUGAUGCUACUUCUAGCCCUGAUUACCGCAACGUGAGCUUAGCUGAUGGCAUUACGGGCCCUGAAAGCGGCGAUACGACUACCUCCUUUAACGAUAAAAGGAAGGCUAAGAAAAGUUGGAUUCCUACCAGGAUCGUCAACGGAGAAGUCCUUGCCGGAUGUCAAGAAGGGGAAGAUAACCUGCCUCUCGAUCACCUUGCGAAAAUUGUCGAUGAGACACUACGAUCUCAGGUCAAGCUGAAUUUCGCGGAUCUCUGCCGACUUCAUCCAGGCUAUGCGACAGCUAUAACCAGUUGGAUUCGAAAGAAUGCUCGUUUGGAUGCCCUUAACAUCGUUGAACAUCACGACUCCGCUGUUCCAGAUGGAAAUAGCCAAGCCCGUGCUCAUGAGAAUGAAGCCACGGUAAACCUUAACAUCACUGACUGCGGCGGUACUUCUGGUGAUCUGGAUCGACGCGAGACAAUCGGGCUCUUUGGAAUCACUGAAGAUGGGGAACUUGCCCUUGGCUCCGGCGGAAUUUGGGAGAGACUUUUCCCUAUGGGCAAGAAAGCGUCCUAUCAAGCAAGCAACCCGCCUUUGCUACCUGCGAUUUUUCAUCAACCUAUCGACCUGCUUACGCAUAAGCAAAAACUGGAAAUGAUGGUUGCAACCAGAGUCCACCGUCUGCCUAUGCUGUACGGGCGACUAGUGUCGUCCCAGAUGAAAAAAAUCUGCGCAUUACUUGAUUGUGGUUCUGAGUGUAAUCUGAUCAGCUGGGAUCUUUGUAUGUCGUUAGGUCUAGCCGUUCGUGAGACUAAUAUUGUGUCUCGAGGACUACACGGAAAACGACAACUUGCGGGGGAGGUGGUUGAAAAGUUCUGGCUUGGCGAUCUCUGUAUUGAAGUGCACUCUUUCGUUCUACCUGAAGGAGAAGCAGCUCAGGCAGUUAUUCUGGGAAUGCCUUUCUUCCGUAAUAUGUCUUUGACCUUCGAUUAUAAGGAUAAAGAAGUAGUCACUGCGAAUGUUGUCUUUGGGGAUACUUGCAUCAAAGCCGCUGUUAUUGCUUCCCCGAAUAUCACAACCUCACGUUCUCAGCAAGUUUAA